Messenger RNA from Saccostrea echinata, 1497 nucleotides. RefSeq lists its product as uncharacterized. NCBI's taxonomy places the organism in Eukaryota, Metazoa, Mollusca, Bivalvia, Ostreida, Ostreidae. The record is from RefSeq and is a predicted model, not a curated record. The transcript is spliced from 2 exons. The coding region runs from base 1 to 1497 and encodes 498 amino acids.
AUGUUACAGCCACAAUGGGCACCCCUGGUGUACGCCAUAGUCUGUAUCUUCGCUGUCUGUGCUAACGGAGCUCUCUCCAAGGGUAAAGGGGGCUAUCCGAGUAGAGCAGUGGUUUUACAAGGCAAACAUGAUUCCAGUAGGGCAAGUGUAUUAUCAAGAUAUCCACAUGGAUCUGGAUUUGGAUCAAUUCGAGGAAAUUCGAGAUCCGUAUCUGGAAAGCUGAAUUCCAUAGACAGCAAGAGGAUUCACAACAAACUGCAGAGUACUGUUGGAAAAGCACUGGACAGACGAAAUAAAAACAAUCUGAUCAAGACAACUUUAAGACGGAUGUCAAAAAUCUCUGAUUUCCAGACCAUGCCAGGACUUCCGGUUGGGACGGUAUCAGGGAAAAAACUUCCAUUAUCCAGACAUCAUAAUUUGGGAGCAAACAAGAACAUCCGACAUUUGAUGAAAACAGGUAGGAGGAUUGCUUCAGGUGGUGGACUGUCGUUAAGGUCAAGGUCAAGAAAAAGUCGUCUUGGUAGAAACCAUUUCCAUCAGCGUCGUAGGGGAUCAAAGAUGAUUUCUUCCAAUCGAGCACAUGGCGCAGGCGAUGUUGGUCUUGCAAUGAGAAGAAUAUCAUCUCAUGGAGCCAUAGAAACAAAUACUGGACAUUUAGAAAGAGGACCUUCACAUCUCGAUGCUUUGCACCUUUCAGAACAUGCAAAUACUGGUCAUCAUUUGGAAACAGGGAGAGGGCGUCAAGGCACUUUGUCUCACGCAGACCUAAGAUCUGCAGGUCAUUUGGGAGCAGGUAUACAAGGGCAACAUUCUCUCAAUCAUCCAGAACUUUCGUCCAACAGUUUGGGUCACAAAGCACCAGACGCGCAUUUGAUUGCUUCGCUCCUAGAUAAAGGAAGCCGGAUAAACCCUGAUGUCGCUUCUUUCUUGCCAAAUUUCGUUGCUGACGAACCAAAGAUUUUCCUAGACAAACAGUCCUCUGUCAAAAAUGCAUACCCACAGAUAGUGGUUGGUCGUCCCGAGCCAUUAAUGGCUGCACCUGUCCUUCCGCUUUCUCUCGGGUCUGACGGCCAUGUUUUGACGUCAUCAAAUGUUCAAACAAAUGAAGUCCUUAAAUCAGUUCUAAGCACAUUAACAAGUUCAAAGUCUCUAACACAGCAAGCAAUUGCAGUGCUACUGCAAUCAAUAAGGAACGCCGUGGACCAGCAGAAGAAAUCUCCUGGAGUUGGAUUUAGGGGGCCUAAGAUCGAGCUGUCACCGAUUAUUCACGCAGGCGCAAACGCGGUGACGUCAGAAAAUAUAAUUAGGAUAAAAGAGCCAGAGAGUGGAUCAAUCAUAGUGCUGAAGACCGGGGGCCAGUUAGAAAUUAGUUCAGGAGUACCUGGUAAGCCGACCUUUAAGGUAUACGGCAUCAAGCCCUCUUCCAUAGGAAAAGUAUUCAGAGAUGACACGGACAAUGAUGACGAAAAGAAAAGAAAGAAGAAACUCGGAAAUUAG